This is a messenger RNA of Aspergillus alliaceus, 1188 nucleotides long. RefSeq lists its product as uncharacterized. The transcript has 2 exons. The record is from RefSeq and is a predicted model, not a curated record. NCBI's taxonomy places the organism in Eukaryota, Fungi, Ascomycota, Eurotiomycetes, Eurotiales, Aspergillaceae. The coding region runs from base 1 to 1188 and encodes 395 amino acids. Gene Ontology annotation, molecular function: oxidoreductase activity.
AUGUACAAGAGCGAGGUCCCCCUCUACAGGGACCUAGUCGAUUUCGUCUGGAAAGCAGACGCCGAAGCCAUCAAUGCCAGUCAAAAACAAGGUUCACCAACCAUUGAUCCGAAUGAUAUCUUGCCGUCACGAAACCGAGUUGAAAGGCACGGGGCCAUCCGACUGGGAACCGCAUACGAGCUCUCUACAAUCCGCCGUAUGUUUGCAAUUAUGGGCAUGUUCCCAGUGGGGUAUUACGACUUGAGAGCUGUCGGGUUCCCAAUGCAUGCUACUACAUUUCGGCCCGGGACGAAGGAGGCGUUAUCCAAGAAUCCGUUCCGCGUGUUCACGACAGUAUUACGUAUGGAAUUGUUAACGGAGAAGGCCCGGGACCUAGCGCAAAGAGCUCUACGACAGAGAAAUAUCUUCACGAAUCGGCUGAUCGCUCUCAUUGAACUGGCUGAGAAGCAGGAUGGACUGAGCUCGGCCGAGUGUAAAGAGUUUAUCGUGGAAGGGCUGGAGACUUUCCGGUGGCAUUCCAAGGCAACUGUUACAGUGGAGGAAUAUCAGAUCCUGAAGGCAGAGCACCCGUUAAUUGCUGAUGUUGUUUCGUUCCCUAGUUGUCAUAUCAAUCUUCUCGCGCCGCAGACGAUAGAUAUUGAUCUAGUGCAGAAGAUGAUGCAAGAUAAUGGGAUGCCGGCCAAAGAGCGAAUUGAAGGUCCUACACGACGGCAAUUUCCUAUUCUGCUACGUCAGACUAGCUUCAAAGCGUUGGAGGAAACGGUUUAUUUCCGCGAUGCCCAUGACGCUUAUGACUUCCCAGAUGAUAUAGCUGAGUUACGGUCACAGCAGCUGGCAUAUUUUUGCCACCGAUUGACAUCGCACGACCAACGAUCUCUAGACUCGAAAGACGAGUUAGAAGGGAGAAGUAUGACCUUGGCCCAGCUACUAGAGACCAACAUCAUUGAGUAUGAUUCCAUUAUAUACGAGGACUAUCUCCCCUUGUCAGCCGGAGGUAUCUUCAAUUCCAAUUUAGGGAGCACAUCCCAAUCAGAACAGCUAGUUAUGGAAGCUGAUGAGGUUUUGGAUGGGUUCCAACGCAAGUUGGGAACAUCGAUAAUAGACGAAUUUCAUUUAUACACACAUAUGCAACAGGAUAGCUUGGAAAACUGCCGAAAACAGUUAGGAUUGGAAGUGAUUCUACACUGA